Molecule: messenger RNA, 596 nt
Organism: Urocitellus parryii (Arctic ground squirrel)
Lineage: Eukaryota; Metazoa; Chordata; Mammalia; Rodentia; Sciuridae
Source: RefSeq, a predicted model, not a curated record
CAAACUCUAAAGGGACUAUUUAUUCCUCAAUGACAGAGCAAUUCCUGUCAGCCUAAAAUUUUUGUGAGARCUGGUUUUCCUUCAUCAGCUGAUCUCAACAGUGAAAAAAUAUGGACAACACAGAGGARUACUUACUUGAAUUUAAAGGCUACAAUUUUGAAAGGUCUUUAGUUAAAAUUCAUAUAGUAGAAAGUGUGGAUGAUUUUGAAAUUAGAGAUGAUGAUGUCUUCAUAAUCACCUAUCCAAAAUCUGGUACCAUCUGGACUCAGCAGAUACUAAGCUUGAUUUAUUUUGAGGGGCAUCGUAACAGAACAGAAGAUAUCAAAACAAUAGAUAGAGCUCCCUUCUUUGAAUACAAUACUCACAAUUUGGACUUUAUCAAAAUGCCAUCCCCUCGCCUCUUCGCUUCCCACCUCCCAUAUUAUUUAGUUCCAAAAAGUCUGAAGAACAAAAAAGCUAAAUGCUACAUCUUCACCUUGUUACUAAUUAAUUUUUGCACAGUGGUUGGAAGUCGUUGGUUUGAUCACAUAAGAGGCUGGUAUGAACACAGACAUGACUUCAAUAUUCAGUUCAUGAGUUAUGAAGAUAUGAAAAAG